AUGCUUCAUUCCGGCAUAACGCAAUUUUUGUGCAAAUAUAAUAUUCUUUUUCACUUUACACCUCAAAAAACCAACCAAAAACCAAAAAUGGGCGCUGAAAGAGUAACCAUGAACAUCGUCGUCGUCGGACAAGUCCAAUCUACAAAGGCCAUAAAAAUGAACGUCAAAGCUACUACUCCAGCCACCAGCCCAUUGAUGGUGAGUUAA
Macrosiphum euphorbiae (potato aphid) is the source of this 207-nucleotide messenger RNA. Lineage: Eukaryota; Metazoa; Arthropoda; Insecta; Hemiptera; Aphididae. The record is from the annotation of a GenBank genome assembly.